CACGUUUUUUGCAAGUGCAUUAUGGGAAACACGUUCGACGCACAUGUGGCCACCUGAUCAGUGCUGAACGAGUCUGGAGGAAGAGCUGCAUGACUCUAUCAUCGGUAGCUAUUUGUAUAAUUAAAACAGGAUUAGCCACACAUAGUAAGAAAAAAUGAAACCAGGUUUCAGCCCGAGAGGAGGUGGAGGUAGAGGAGGCUUUGGUGGAGGUAGAGGAGGCUUUGGAGGGGGUCGAGGAGGCUUUGGAGAAGGUGGAGGUAGAGGAGGUAGAGGAGGCUUUGGAGGAAGAGGAGGAGGAGACAGGGGCGGAAGAGGAGGAUUUCGAGGAGGUAGAGGUGGUGGUGGAGGAUUCAGGUCCCCUGGAGGUGAAGGAGGCUUCCGUGGACGAGGGGGUGGUCGUGGUACUCCUAGAGGAAGAGGAGGAGGACGAGGAGGGUUCAGAGGGGGCAAAAGGGUGACCGUAGAGCCCCAUAGACAUGAAGGAGUUUUUAUCUGCCGUGGUAAGGAGGAUGCCCUGGUCACAAAGAACAUGGUGAUUGGAGAGUCUGUGUACGGAGAGAAGAGAAUAAGUGUUGAGGAAGGGGAAACUAAAAUUGAGUACAGAGCAUGGAAUCCUUUCCGGUCAAAGCUGGCCGCAGCCAUUUUAGGAGGUGUUGACCAGAUCCACAUCAAGCCGGGAGCAAAGGUCAUGUACUUGGGAGCCGCAUCAGGGACUACUGUAUCCCAUGUUUCUGACAUUGUUGGACCGGAGGGGUUGGUGUACGCUGUCGAGUUCUCUCACAGGUCAGGCAGAGACUUGCUGAAUGUGGCCAAAAAGAGAACCAACAUUAUUCCCAUCAUUGAAGAUGCACGACACCCGCACAAGUACCGCAUGCUUGUUGGUAUGGUGGAUGUCAUCUUUGCUGAUGUUGCUCAGCCUGACCAAACGAGAAUCGUCGCCCUGAAUGCACACAAUUUCCUGAAAAAUGGAGGCCAUUUUGUUAUUUCCAUCAAGGCUAACUGCAUUGAUUCAACAGCCGCUCCAGAGGCAGUGUUUGCGUCAGAGGUGAAGAAGAUGAGCUCUGAGAACAUGAAACCUCAGGAACAGCUGACACUGGAGCCGUAUGAGAGAGAUCAUGCAGUUGUUGUGGGAAUCUACAGACCACCACCCAAGCAGAAGAAAUGAGGGUCUUAAUAUUUUAUCACUUCAUCACACAUCCUCCUUUGCUCCUGAAAUAACUGCUUCAGCCACUAGAUGGACCCAGAGCAGAUGACAAAAGACUGAUAUAUCUGAACCAUUUUCCUGUUUCCAUUUAGAUGGGAGUGUAUCCCGCUGAAUGGCACAGGCAACAUAUUGUUUAUGGAGAGUAGCUCUGCUCCCGUUUUUCCUUUGUAUGAUCAUCCUCUGUCAUGUAAUAUACUGUACUGUACUGAGAGAUGAAGUUUGUGUUUUGCUUGUUAGAAUUAUUGGAAGCUAAAUGUGUUAUGUUAACUAAAUCAACAGUUUUCCAAAGCAUACAUUUGUUAUUGUUUUUUUGAAUAUUUUUAGUAAAAAUUUUUAACAAUCAAA
Molecule: messenger RNA, 1549 nt
Organism: Ctenopharyngodon idella (grass carp)
Lineage: Eukaryota; Metazoa; Chordata; Actinopteri; Cypriniformes; Xenocyprididae
Gene: fbl
Product: fibrillarin
Exons: 9
Coding region: 155-1165 (336 amino acids)
Biological process (GO): rRNA methylation; box C/D sno(s)RNA 3'-end processing
Cellular component (GO): box C/D methylation guide snoRNP complex; small-subunit processome; Cajal body
Molecular function (GO): histone H2AQ104 methyltransferase activity; RNA binding; rRNA methyltransferase activity
Source: RefSeq, a predicted model, not a curated record